Molecule: messenger RNA, 6842 nt
Organism: Epinephelus fuscoguttatus (brown-marbled grouper)
Lineage: Eukaryota; Metazoa; Chordata; Actinopteri; Perciformes; Serranidae
Gene: slc44a2
Product: solute carrier family 44 member 2
Exons: 22
Coding region: 148-2688 (846 amino acids)
Biological process (GO): choline transport; transmembrane transport
Cellular component (GO): membrane
Molecular function (GO): choline transmembrane transporter activity
Source: RefSeq, a predicted model, not a curated record
GCGCCGUGCUUCAGUUUGGUUUGGGAUGGUCUCUCCGUGUUUCUGUAGCUGUCGGCCACUGUUAUUGAUGUUUUUUCCUCGACAUUUCCAUGGUAACUGUCCUGUCUAACGUCUGAUCAGCAGCAAGGAGCCGAGCAGAGUGUGAGAAUGGAGAUGGAGGAGAAAAACCCGGACCCUAAAUACGGGGAGUCCAGGAAGUUUGACCCAAACUUCAAAGGGCCAAUUCACAACAGGGGCUGCACAGACGUCCUCUGCUGUAUUCUCUUCAUCUUGGCCCUGUUUGGGUACUUUGCUGUUGGUAUCAUUGCCUGGUCUCAGGGUGACCCCAGGAAAGUGAUCUACCCCACAGACAGCAGAGGGCAGUUCUGUGGACAAGCUGGAACACCUCUGGAGAAGAAGCCCCUCCUGUUCUACUUCAACAUCCUGAAAUGUGCCAGCCCUCUGGUGCUGCUGGAGUUCCAGUGUCCCACCACACAGGUAUGUGUGGAAAAAUGUCCCGACCGGCACAUGACGCUGGUGAAAGCCAAAAUAGGCAACAAAGACGACCGUGAAUACUUCAAACAGUUCUGUAAGGAUGGGGUGAACUUCACCAAAAGUCCUCCAGAGCUCCUGAGGGACGGCUUGUGUCCUGCCUUACUGAUGCCCAGCAAACCCUUCACGCGUCGAUGCCUUCCUGCCUUGGGAACCUUGAAGGGCGGGGUGGUGGUGGUGGGCAAUGAGACCACUAUCGACCUUGAUUCGGGCGUCAAAAUUAACGCCACAGAUGUGCUGGAGGCAUCCAAGAAAUCCAAUGUGGUUGUUGAAGCUCGCCAGGUGGCCAUGCGAAUCUUUGAGGACUACACUCAGUCUUGGCACUGGAUAUUGCUAGGUCUGGUGAUUGCCAUGCUCGUCAGCUUGAUUUUCAUCGUAUUGCUGCGAUACUUGGCUGGCGUCAUGGUCUGGGUCAUGAUUGUGUUGGUUAUCAUCGUCAUCGGAUAUGGGAUUUUCCACUGUUACAUGGAGUUUGCGAGUCUGAAGGGAGAGCCGGGUGCUGACGUCACCAUCCGUGACCUGGGCCUGCAGACAGACUUCUCUGUCUACCUGCAGAUCAGACAGACCUGGCUGGCUUUCAUGAUCAUCCUUGCUAUUGUGGAGGUCAUCAUCAUCCUGCUACUCAUCUUCCUCAGGAAGAGAAUCAUGAUCGCCAUUGCCCUCAUCAAAGAAGCCAGUAGAGCUGUUGGGCACGUGAUGUCAUCCCUGUUUUACCCACUGCUGACCUUUGCCCUCUUGGCCUUGGUGAUCGCUUACUGGGCCAUCACUGCUGUUUUCUUGUCCACCUCUAAUGAGCAGGUGUACAAAGUGUUCAACACCUCUGAGUGUGAGUACUCACGAGAGACCUGCGACCCCAAGACAUUCAACACCUCCAACGCUUCAUCUCAGUGUCCGGAUGCAGAAUGCCUGUUUGCCUUCUAUGGUGGGGAGACCCUCUACCACAAAUACCUCAUCCUGUUCCAGUUCUACAACGUCUUCCUCUUCUUCUGGUGUGCCAACUUUGUGACGGCGCUGGGCCAGGUCACUCUGUCGGGGGCCUUUGCCUCGUAUUACUGGGCCUUCAAGAAACCUGAUGAUAUUCCCGCCUACCCCAUCUUCUCCUCGCUGGGACGGGCUCUCCGAUACCACACAGGCUCCCUGGCUUUUGGCUCUCUGAUCCUGUCUAUAGUCCAGGUCAUCAGGGUCAUUCUGGAGUACCUGGAUCACAAGUUGAAAGGUGCUCAGAACAGAUGUGCUAAAUUCAUUCUGAGCUGCAUGAAGUGCUGCUUCUGGUGUUUGGAGAAAUGUAUCAAGUUCCUUAACAGGAAUGCUUACAUCAUGAUUGCCAUCUAUGGAAAAAGUUUCUGUCCGUCAGCUCGAGAUGCUUUUUUCCUUCUCAUGAGGAACAUCAUCAGGGUGGCUGUUUUAGAUAAAGUGACUGACUUCCUGCUGUUUCUUGGGAAGCUCCUCAUUGUUGGAAUAGUUGGCAUCUUCUCUUUCUUCUUCUUCUCGGGAAAAAUCAAAGCAGUAGAGGAUGCUGCUCCAUCUCUGAACUACUACUGGGUGCCAAUACUGACGGUGGUAGUGGGAUCCUACCUCAUCGCCCAUGGCUUCUUCAGCGUGUACGCCAUGUGUGUGGACACACUGUUCCUCUGCUUCUGUGAGGACUUAGAGAGAAAUGACGGCUCGUCCGAAAGGCCUUACUUCAUGUCCCCUGAGCUGCACGACAUCCUCUCCAAAGCCAAGAGGCUGGAGGAGGACCAUGACGGCAUCGAUCAGGGGGAUUCUGCAGAUGCUGCGAAGCAAGUGGAUGAGGUGAAACUGGAGGAGGAGACUCCUCUUCAGCAGCAAGACGGAGAGAUCCAACUGAAGCAGCAGACGGUGCUCAAGCAGGACAACGAGGAGGAGCAGCCUCUGCAGGCCAAGACGGACGCCGAAGAGCCAAAAGAGGAGAAAAAUGAAGAACAAAAAGUCAGUCAGGAAGAGGAGGCUGAAAAGAAAGAAGAGGUGAAAGAAGAGGUGAAAGAAGAGGCAGAAAAACAGGAGUUGAAAAAGGAGGAAAAGACCGAGGAGGCGCCACCUCCUGCUGUGGAGGCUGACAAACAGGAGACUGAUGAAAAGAAAGAGGAGAAAGAGGAAUCCUUGGAAGAAAAACCUCCCUCUGCACCAGAGGAGUAGAUGUUAACAGUAAUGCAGGGGCAAAAAAUAGGCUUGGUAAACCUCAUAAAGCAUAAAGAAUGAAAGAACUGUAUCUAUAUGAAAUGGGCCUGUUAAAUGUACGGCAUUACAACAAGCUAAGAUUUCCAAUGGCCUUGCUAUGUGAGCGGCGUGACGUCCAGCUGGAUCGUCAGGGCCGUGGUUCACAUGUUAAGGUCAAAGCAGGUCAAAAGCCCAGUGCAUCUCUGUAGCUUGGAAAAAUGCUCUCUUGUGUUGGUUUUAGAACAGUGUUGGUUUUUAUAUUGUGAAGAUCUGUAGAACAUUGUGAGUGCUGAACCUGUGCCUGAUUACUGUCACUAAUAUUUGUUGUCUUAAUCCUGUUAACGAAUGCACUACAGAACCACUAAGUACCGUGUUUACAGUCAGAGCCAAUGACUGUAUACAAAGAUGGAUGGCGUGCGUCCACUUCCUCCCACUGUACAAAAAUGAAGCCAAAAUAUAUAUAAUAUAUAAUAUGGAGGCUGCCAUCUUGCGCUGGUGAUGUCAUUUGGAGUUAGAGCAGUGUUUCCCACGGAAUUAUAAUCUGUAACCUCUAUAAAUUCUGAGGUUUUUUUGGGUCCUUGAAGGCAGUGCAGAAGUCUUGUUCUUUUAUUCCUCAGCUGCAGUUUCUGGAGUUUGAUUCGCAGGGAAGAUAGGCUAAAUUGAUUAUUGGUUAACAUCUGAGCUUAUCAGAUCAGAUCGACGGAUGAGAGGAGCAGCUGCUGCAGAGGCGAGUGAAAGCAAACUUUAAGACCCAGCGCAAUGAACGGUUAGGUUUCACUUUCACUGCACCUGACAUUCUGCUGCUCCAUCUGUGCCCAGAGUAUGCUGUGCACUACAAGCGUGUGGUGCAAUGAGUAACCGAAUUGUAUUUAUAUAUUCCAACAGGGCUCCUAAUGAAUGGUCCAGCUGCAUGAAUAAAUAAUCAGUAUGUGGUGGCAGAUGAAAAUGAAUAUGUGAAACCCUGAAAAGUCUGCACAGUAAAACCUCAGUUGUAUCAAGUUGCCCCUUAUACACCCAUCCAACCAAUCAUGAGCAGUGCCACUGAUCACAAGCACACCGACUGGCUCACACAGCUGUCAAUCAUGAUGUCAGAACCUCUUUUUACAGCAUCAAAUAACUAGUUGUAACCAACCUUUUUAGAAAACCGAGCACCGAACAUACAUCAGCAGGAUAAGAACUACUUAAAAUGACAGAAACCAUCUUUGGAAAUAAAUUUAUUACAAGUUUUCAGGCCCAUGUCUCAUCCACUAACAUAAGGGGGGCAUGGUAGACUGCAGCCAGCCACCAGGGGGCGAUGGAGAUGUUUUGGCUUCACUUUUGGGGAGCUGUCAUGUGGUCCAUCUUUAUAUAUCCUACAGUCUAUGGUCAGAACACACACAUCUCAACCGAUGGUGAAUCUCCUUCACUGUUUACAAUAAUACCAGCUGACGCCAAAAUGUUACAGACAUAUUUGAUAUACUGUAUAAAUAUUGGAUCUUUUCUUUUUCCUAUGGAACUUGUAUAUACACAGUAGUGUACGUCUAUUAUGUAUUUUUUGGCUUCAGUCUUGUAAAGAUCCAAGAUGGGAUCCAACGUAUUGUAUUGACACCUACUUGCCUUGGUAUUUCGGACUGGCGUAAGUGCUGUGAUUGUGUCGCCAUGACGCAGCCAUUGUGACCUCUCUGCAGACCCCCCCUCCCCCAGUUGUUUACUGAUCUGAUCUUACUUGCUCUGUCCCUAUUCUCUCUUUGUCCCUCUCUCUUUCUCUAAGUGCUGCAUGGUGUUGACAUGGCCUUCUGAAUGCUCGCAACUAACAUUCUCUGGAUGCUUUUGUACCCUUUUUUCUUGUUUGUCACCUUGUGAAAGAUGUAAGUUGAAUUCCCAAAUGAAGUUACUGAUGACAUUCCAUAUUUAUUGGAUGUAAGUCUUGAUUAAAGGUGAUUGUAUUUAAUCGUGGUAGUUCUGUUAUGGGUAAAACACAUGAGUUUCAAGGUGGCUUGGCAUCUGGAAGCAGGUGAGUUUUCAUUAUCCGACCAAGUCAGCCAGGACUUUUAUUUUAUGUUAAAGGAGCACUCCAACAAUUUUACUUGUACAUGGUAAACUUUGGGACCAUACCACUUAGCCUGUAAAACACCUGAAUAAUGUUUUUUGUGUCUCUAGAGGAGGCUUUCUUAAAUCUGAGGAGAUAAAAUUUCCCAUAAUGCAUCUCAAUCUGCAAACCAACAGAUAGAAAUGCAUUAUGGUAAGUGUAGUAUCCUGGGUUUUUGCAACUUGACCCAUGUAAGCAACUAAAAUCAGGAUUACUUUCCCUCUGGUGUAUUGAUUUGGAGCAGUGGUUCCCAACAUUUUGUGACCUCUUAAAGGGACAGUUCACCCCAAAAUCAAAAAUACAUAUUUUUUCUUUUACUGUGCUAUUUAUCAGACUAGACUCUUUUGGUGUGAGUUGUUGAGUGUUGGAGACUUCUGCCUUCUCUCCAAUAUUAUGGAACUAAAUGGCUCUCAGCUUGUGGUGCUCAAAGCAACAAAUAAAGUACAUUUGAAAAACUCAACAGCAGUGUCUCUUUCCAUAAAUCAUGACCCGGCUACUAGAGAUAAUCCACAGACCUUGUUGUGAGUAGUAAACAUUAGUGGCGUCUUCCUCAGCUGAGCUGUAACGUAGCUACAGUUAGCACUAGAUGCUUGCUUCCUUCUGAGCGGUGAUGCAACUGGUGGGUGUAGUUUGUUGGAAAGCAAAUAGUUCUCACAUGAAACUGCUGACAACAAGGUCUGUGGAUUAUCUUGAGUAACAGGGUCAUGAUGUCAUGAUUUUUUUUAUUUUUUAUUUUUUUUGGCACUUUGAGCACCACAAGCAGUGUGCCAUCUAGUUCCAUUAUAUUGGAGAGAAGGCAGACAUCUCUGCUGCUGAUAUCUUCAACACUUGGCAACUCACACCAAAACAAGCUAUUCUGAUAAAUACCACUACAGGUAAAAAGAAAAGUAGGCUAUUUAUUUUUGAUUUGGAGGGUGAACUGUCCCUUUGACAUAAAACAGUGUCCUCUAGUGACCCCCAAUCACAGGGCAAUGGUCUUAGUGUGGACAGUUCAACCACAGGAGGAAUAAUCUUUUGAUAAUGUACCUGAGAAAAUAGUAUACAGAAUAUUACACAACAAAAUGGAAAAAUCUGAAAAAAUAAAUAUGCCCUUUCCACCCCUCUCUUAUUCCUUUGAAAAUUUCCAGAGCCUUUAAAUUAUUCUUGGGACUCUAAAGGGUCCUGACCUCCACAUCGGGAAUCACUGAAAUAGAGCAUUAUUUUAUUUCCUUUAGUUAAAAAGAGCUUAACUUGAAAAUAGUUUUUGCUGACCUCUGGUGGUUAAUCCUCUUGCCUUGCUGGAGGGACAUACACAGCACAGGUGACUCCUGUGACACUCAACAGAACAUAUCUGACCCAACAAACUUCAAAUUUGAAACCAGAGACAGCAGUAAAACUUUAGACUGUGUAAAAUAAUAGACAUAGCUAACAUGACAGCACCCAUUUGUUUGUGGAUUGCUGUUUCGAAGCCUUGAGUUUGGCGUUAUUGGCCAUCACCAUCUUGUUUUUUGGAACUAGAAGUAACCAAAUUUGGACAUGUGGGUGGAGCUGUGGAAUUAGAGAGAGGUGGAUCUGACUCAUAGACUGUUGUGACACUUGGUAGACACUUUGCCAUUAAAUAUGUGUAACUUUAAGUCUUAAUAAAAUGUAAAUGGGUGAGUUACAUGAAAAUUCACCCCCUGUACAGUUGUCAUGAAAGGGAAAAUUGUCUAUAGAGGUUUUUGUACCAGGCUGUAAACAUGCUUACUUCCACUGUAAAGUUGUGCGUUUUAACAUGGGGGUAGGUGGGGACUGACUCACUUCUGGAGCCAGCCUCAAGUGGCCAUUAGAGGAACUGCAGUUUUUGGCACUUGCACAUUGGCCUCAUUUUUAAUUUGCUGCUUGAGUAAAACACCGCUUGUCAGCCUGGUGUGAAGUUGCUCUUUAUCUGUCUCUCACAAGUUUCCUUAUAGUAGUGCAAUAUUAAAUUGUUGGAGUACUGUUGGAGUACAGUCAGCUGAAAGGCAAAAUAGAUUAUAGAUAGAGAAUAUAUGAAUACAAGCACAGUUAAAUGACUCUGAAAAAUGUUCCUCAACUGCUUCUGUCC